Molecule: messenger RNA, 1670 nt
Organism: Lolium rigidum
Lineage: Eukaryota; Viridiplantae; Streptophyta; Magnoliopsida; Poales; Poaceae
Product: probable ADP-ribosylation factor GTPase-activating protein AGD6
Exons: 3
Coding region: 16-1401 (461 amino acids)
Biological process (GO): vesicle-mediated transport
Molecular function (GO): GTPase activator activity
Source: RefSeq, a predicted model, not a curated record
GAUCCGAGCCCGGCGAUGGCGGCCACGGCGGCGCGGCGGCUGCGGGACCUGCAGGCGCAGCCGGGGAACAAGACGUGCGUCGACUGCGCGCAGCGCAACCCGCAGUGGGCCAGCGUCUCCUACGGCGUCUUCAUGUGCCUCGAGUGCUCCGGCAAGCACCGCGGCCUCGGCGUCCACAUCAGCUUCGUCCGCUCCGUCACCAUGGACUCCUGGACCGAGCCGCAGCUCCGCAAGAUGGAGGCCGGGGGCAACGACCGACUCAACGCCUUCCUCGCCGCCAGGGGCGUGCCCAAGGACACGCCGCACGUCCCCAAGUACAACUCCAACGCCGCCGCCGCCUACCGCGACCGCGUCGUCGCGCUCGCCGAGGGCCGGCCCUGGACCGACCCGCCCGUCGUCAGGGAGACGCCCGGAUCUGGCGCGCCCGCGCCCGCCAGGAAGCCGCCCCUACCCGCUGGCGGAGGCGGAGGCGGCGGUGGCGGCGGUGGGUGGGACGACUGGGACGACGAGGUCCGCCCGGACAUGAGGCGGAACCAGUCGGCCGGCUCCUUCGGUAACGGCGGAGCCGACUCGGGGAGGCAGCCCACCAGGUCCAGGUCCACCCAGGACAUGUACACCAAGCAGGAGCUGGAGGCGUCCGCGGCCAGCAAGGAGGAUUUCUUCGCCAGGAGGAUGGCGGAGAACGAGUCCAAGCCUCAGGGGAUCCCUCCAUCCCAGGGCGGCAAGUACGUCGGCUUUGGAUCCACCCCGCCGCCCUCCGCCAAUAGGAACAACGGGGCUGCCCAGGGCGGCGAUGUCAUGCAGGUCGUCUCCCAGGGAUUAGGACGUCUUUCACUAGUUGCAGCAUCUGCUGCCCAAUCUGCUGCUAGUGUUGUCCAAGUUGGCACAAAAGAGAUCCAGUCAAAGAUGAGCGAAGGGGGCUACGAUCAGAAGUUGAAUGAAACAGUGAAUGUUGUUACGAAUAAAACUGCAGAGAUUGGAAGCAGAACCUGGGGGAUUAUGAGAGGAGUGAUGGCAUUGGCCUCGCAGAAGGUGGAGGAGUAUGCCAAGGAAGGAGGCAUGGGCGGUGGCUGGGGAGAUGACUGGCAACAACAAAGGACGCAGAACAGCAGUGAGCCGUACCGCAGGUAUGAGCAUGAGACCAGCAACGGCGGAAACAGCUGGAAUUCUCCUCAAGAUGGAUCAUCGAAGAAUCAGAAUUCCAAUUCUUGGGAUGAUUGGGAUGAACAAGACAAGAAGGCCGAGCCUGCAAAACCAAGUCAGAGCAGCGACUCAUGGGCUGGCUGGGAUGAUGCGAAGGAUGAUGGCUUUGAUAGUUACAACAGUAACAGCCCCGCCAACAAGGGGAGCAACCAGAAUGGGACCUCCGGUGGGUCAUAUUGGGACGGUGGCUUCCGCUGAUGCUGGUGUCUUUGUGAGAGCUAUAUAUACUUUCAGAGUUGUUAUGCCAGAAAAUGUGGUGGUUAUCAUUAUUCAGGAUACUAAAAUGUGGGAGUAAAAGAGUUUGUUCUUUUGUAAGUUGUCUACAAUUGUUGUGUAGUGGUGGCAUGUUCCUAUGGUCAAACUUCAUUUGAAACUGCCGUCCCAGAUCCUAAGAAAUGUCUCGAAUUGAAAUUGUAAUCUACAGAUACCUACUUGCAAUUCUUUAUUCAUUGUACUGAUUUGUCGUA